Molecule: messenger RNA, 1228 nt
Organism: Cololabis saira (Pacific saury)
Lineage: Eukaryota; Metazoa; Chordata; Actinopteri; Beloniformes; Belonidae
Gene: dusp29
Product: dual specificity phosphatase 29
Exons: 4
Coding region: 420-1028 (202 amino acids)
Biological process (GO): protein dephosphorylation; negative regulation of MAPK cascade
Cellular component (GO): cytoplasm
Molecular function (GO): protein tyrosine/serine/threonine phosphatase activity; MAP kinase phosphatase activity
Source: RefSeq, a predicted model, not a curated record
AGUGCCCUGUUCAUUCCAGCGAAUAUGGGUAUCCUUUUGGCAAGUAAGAAGUUUGGAUAAGCAUGGCUUCCUGCCGGCAGUGGAGAUUAAAGUUGUGUGUUUAGACGCGGAUGGCAGGGACUGGCUGGGUGGAAGUUUUCCCCACAGGCAGAGAACAUGGCAGCUAAGGUCAGGGGCCCGCCACAUCACAGCCCUAAAAAUAUCCCUCUGCAUUUGAUGCCCCGUCACAGAGGCGGUUAUACAAUCUGUGCCCCGACUCGAGCCUGCCAGAACUAAGAACCUCACCGUGUUCUGCCUUUAAGGGUUGCUUCACAACAAGCUGUCAAAAUGAUGAAAACCAAAUUCUGGAGUGAGAAAAACACGAAGGACCUCAAUGUGUUGUAAAUAAAUCAUGUGUAAGAGGAGUCAACAGUGAAAAAAUGGCCUCUCACAAGUCGGGCACAAGGAAAAGCGCUACAAAAGAAGUGCAGGACUCCAGUCCGGCGGAUGAUUAUGUCACACCUGGGGGCUAUGAGCUGGACAAGAUCCUCAACCGUGGGAGUGUGGCUUACACUCACGUCAACGAGGUCUGGCCUAAUGUUUACAUUGGGGACGAGGAGACUGCAAAGGACAAGUGUAACCUGAAGAGGUUGGGAAUUACGCACAUCUUGAAUGCAGCAGAGGGGACGUGGAAUAAUGUGGACACUGGUCCUGGUUACUAUAGCGACGACAUGGACAUCGUAUACUACGGUGUGGUAGCAGAGGAUGUACAAACGUUUGACCUCAGCCAGUAUUUCUUCUCGGCCACAGACUUUAUCCACAAGACGCUCAGCAAUCCUCAAAGUAAACUGCUGGUUCACUGUGUGAUGGGGAGGAGUCGGUCCGCCACUCUUUUCCUGGCCUACCUCAUGAUCCACGAGGAGAUGACGGUGGUGGACGCCAUCGAGCACGUGAAAAAGCGCCGGCGGAUCAUCCCCAACUGGGGCUUCCUGAAGCAGCUGAGAGAGCUGGACCUCCAGCUCCUGGAGAAAAGGAAAAGCUCUUCAUAGGAGAGCUAUCUUACACUUUCAGAUAUUGUGAACUGUUCUAAACAAAGUCAUAUAAGGUCUCUUUGCAAAUCAUUCUGGAUGUUCUAAUCGAGGUUCACACCUUAAGUAAUUUUUCAUCAAUAAAUCAUUUAAAUUAAGUCAAGUUGGGUCCCACGUUUUUUUGAGAAAGGUCCUUGAAGGCAACUAGGGUCUCAUGUAAA